AUGCACUUAAUUUAUGAGUCCACACACAACUGGUUACACCUGAAUUUUGUGGGGAGUAAGUAUAAAUAUCUGGAGCCAGAUUGCAUUUUUCGGCAAAAAACAUUUGGUAAUACUUACAACAUGUUCAGAUAUUUGGCUGUCAUCGUUUCCCUUUGCGUGGUUGCCUGUUUGGCUAUUGAGGAUGAUGCCCAUGCCCAUGUGGAUAAGGCAUAUAAAAAGGAAGAUGGUCAUGGGCAUUUUUCUUAUGGUUAUGAAAUAACCAAUGGCAUUGGUGCCGACGAAUCUGGCGAUGAGCAUCAGGUGAAGGGAGAAUUUCAUUUUGUUUCCAAAGAGGGUAAACCUAUAAAAAUUACCUAUACGGCUGAUGAGAAUGGCUAUCAUCCGCAAGGUGAUCUAUUGCCCACUCCUCCACCUAUUCCAGAGGCUAUAUUGAGAAACAAUUUGGCCUACAUUAAGGCACAUCCACGUAAGGAGGAGCAGCAGUCAGCCAGUCAUCGUCGUCAUUGAGAUUGAGAUUUGUAAGCGUCGAAUGUGAACAAAUAAAGUUACAAAAGCCA
Molecule: messenger RNA, 557 nt
Organism: Drosophila willistoni
Lineage: Eukaryota; Metazoa; Arthropoda; Insecta; Diptera; Drosophilidae
Product: pupal cuticle protein Edg-78E
Exons: 2
Coding region: 1-507 (168 amino acids)
Cellular component (GO): chitin-based extracellular matrix
Molecular function (GO): structural constituent of chitin-based larval cuticle
Source: RefSeq, a predicted model, not a curated record